AUGGCUCGCACAAAACAAACUGCUCGUAAAUCAACCGGUGGUAAAGCUCCUCGUAAGCAACUUGCAACUAAAGCAGCACGAAAAAGCGCACCAGCCGCUGGUGGAGUAAAGAAACCUCAUCGUUAUCGACCUGGUACUGUCGCUUUACGUGAAAUCCGCCGAUACCAAAAAUCGACUGAACUACUUAUUCGUAAAUUACCAUUCCAAAGAUUGGUACGAGAAAUUGCUCAAGACUUUAAGACAGAUUUACGAUUCCAAAGUUCGGCUAUUGGAGCUUUACAAGAAGUAACUUAUCUUGUAGCUCUUUUUGAAGACACCAACUUGGCAGCGAUUCACGCUAAACGAGUGACAAUUCAACCUAAAGAUAUCCAACUCGCAAGACGUCUUCCUCCGGAAGUACAUCGUCCUUCAGCUUGCACUCCAUUAUUUUAUAAUGCUUAUACGAUACGUAAUGCUGGAUCAUGUAUACACACUCAUUCCCAAAAUGCUGUGAUGAUUACACUAUUAUACCCCGGUAGUACUUUCGAAAUAACGCAUCAGGAAAUGAUCAAAGGGAUUAAACGUGGUAGUGGAAAAGAGUAUUUCCGUUAUUAUGAUACAUUGGUGGUGCCCAUCGUAGAUAAUACCCCAGAGGAAGAAGAUUUGACUGAUAGAAUGGCUCAAGCGAUGGAACAACAUCCGGAAACAAAUGCUGUCCUUGUUCGACGUCAUGGUGUUUAUGUUUGGGGAGAAUCGUGGACGAAAGCAAAGACAAUGACUGAAUGCUAUGAUUAUUUAUUCGAGAUUGCUAUCAAAAUGAAGAAUGCUGGUCUAGAUCCAGCUGCAAAACCAAAUGAAUAA
Racocetra fulgida is the source of this 840-nucleotide messenger RNA. Lineage: Eukaryota; Fungi; Glomeromycota; Glomeromycetes; Diversisporales; Gigasporaceae. The record is from the annotation of a GenBank genome assembly.